Messenger RNA from Lithohypha guttulata, 1782 nucleotides. RefSeq lists its product as uncharacterized. NCBI's taxonomy places the organism in Eukaryota, Fungi, Ascomycota, Eurotiomycetes, Chaetothyriales, Trichomeriaceae. The transcript has 2 exons. The record is from RefSeq and is a predicted model, not a curated record. The coding region runs from base 1 to 1782 and encodes 593 amino acids.
AUGGCGCGCAAGUACACAAAUGAGUUGCGAGAUUCUAUCGAUCUGCAAUUACAAUAUUCAAACCGCGUUCUAUCGCAGUUCGAAUUUGCAGGAGUCCCCCUUUAUACCAACAAUUUCGCGCGCAUUGCAUGCACUAACUACAAGCCCUCAACAGCUGGAGAGCGGUACUUUAAUCAUUCCCUUACAAACCUGCCAGUUUUUGUGGCUGUUGAUGACAGGUUACAGUUCGGUUUCAACGAGAAACAUGUCUGGCGCAACGCAGGCCUUCAUCUCUACGAAUACGAGCACAUUUUGCUUGCUUCUGCUCUGGGUGAAUGUCUACCAGAGGCGUAUGUCGCUUCGAUAUUGAGCUGUCUAGGUCGAAUGUACGAGGACAAGGAUCGUGUCAAUCCUUCAUUUUCGUCCUGGCAAAAUUUCGUUCGGUCGGUCAAUGGACUCAUCUCCACCCUUGAUUUCGCUCGUAUGAUCGAUGAUCGUAUGCAGCUCGAUCCUUAUCGUGUUACCUCUGGUCAUUCGACCUCAUGUGGUAAUUCUUUGGUCGCUCCUGAUGAUUUCGCAAAAGCUCUAAAAGCAUUGGGUGACCUCAGUCUAGCAGGGAAAGGGCAACUGACACUAGUUGGUGGCAACUUCUUGAGUUGGUUCGCUGCCUUUUCAGAGCUCUUUCUAGGCAUCGAUGUGCAGGUUUCGUCCCGAGAUGGGCAAAAUUUGUACGCAACGCAUUUUAUCAGUGGAGCAAUGUUGCAUUUGAUCUUCAUCGAUAAUGUUGAGGACUUGAAUUCGACGUUGAAGGUGCAGGAGUCUGUAACAUUGAGAUUGAUUUGUCCAGCAGAUGGCGAGGCACAAUCAUUACCCAAAUUACCGUUCACUGGGCGUGUAAUAUGGGAAGCUUUCUUACCAAAAGUUUUCGAGAACUCAUUUCAUAAGAUUGCUCACCAAGAGUCCAAAAUACUAGUCAAGUCCAUCGGCGGCGUCGCGAGGUUGUUUGAGUUACUGAUCAACGAUCCGAGCACACCGAGCGACAUGAUAUCGAAGGAGAACCGCGCAAAUCCGGCUUCAUUUGGUAUGGGCCUAAUCCAGACCUUGUGCAAUUGGUUUCCUGAGUUGAGGCAUUUACAAGGACGUUUGGAGCGCAUACAAACCCUCUCUAGCUCCGAAGUGAUGCAGAAGUGUAACGAUGGUGCUCAAGGUCUGGUUCAACUUUGUGGUUGCACUUUGUGUCAUCAUCCAUUUUACUCCGAUAAUGAUACCGGAACCCUCCCACAGAGCUUUUGCCUCCUAGCUCUUAUGGAAACAAUCGUCAACCUUGGCCUGGCCUUGUCACGAAUGACGGUUGUGACUAAGCUCUAUCCUUCUCGAGCCGGCAUGCUAUGCUUCUACCAGCGACAAUGCAAGAAAUUAUUAUCAGCCAAGACAGCGACGAUCGGUCGCCAAGAACCAUAUUCACGCAUAAAGCUGCUCUUUAUGAACGACUGGAACGUCAACGACUCGCGGAGAUUGCAGGAUGCCGCUGCUCUUUUCUCCGGAUCUUGGCCUCAGGGAGAUCUUCCGGACAAUCUCAUAGCGUUGGGUCACGAGGGUCUUUGCGUCUACGUGAUUAGUGCUCAGCGCGGAAAUCGCAAAGAGGAUGCUGGGCUAAUUCGUGUUCAACCUGGCAAUUUGUCUUGGGAUCAGAAGACCUUUACUAGAGCGUCCUUGGGCUUUCCACAUGGUGUUCCGCAAAAUGACUACAGCUGGGAAAUCGGACACCCUGAGCACUUGAGGCAAGAGCUAUACUUCAAGUGA